This is a messenger RNA of Engraulis encrasicolus (European anchovy), 3341 nucleotides long. It is a transcript of the gene scml2, whose product is annotated as Scm polycomb group protein like 2. The record is from RefSeq and is a predicted model, not a curated record. Gene Ontology annotation, cellular component: nucleus. Gene Ontology annotation, molecular function: histone binding; chromatin binding. Lineage: Eukaryota; Metazoa; Chordata; Actinopteri; Clupeiformes; Engraulidae. Bases 150 to 2375 code for a protein of 741 amino acids. Gene Ontology annotation, biological process: negative regulation of DNA-templated transcription. The transcript is spliced from 15 exons.
AAAAAUGGCGGCUCUGUUCUGCAGGGAAGUAGGCUACUGACCCUCGUCAAAUUCAGCCAAGGAAACGUGGAUCCGUCGAGGGACGCUGAGUGGUCGGCUUUCGUCUGUUCAUAGUUCCUCCUGCCUCCCCCCAACCAGCUUUGGUCACCAUGGGUAGGACACCCCAGAGAGACCAAAAAGAUACAAAGAAAGAGAAAACUGGGAAGAGUGAUAUCACCUUUGACGCAUCUCAGACAAACCCUAAAGAGCCUUUCACAUGGGAAGUGUAUCUCAAAGAGACCUCCUCAGUCGCCGCCUCUCCAAGCUGCUUUAGACAGUCCAGAGUGCCCCCCAGCAAUGACUUCAAGAUAGGCAUGAAGGUGGAGGCCCGCGACCCGCGCAACUCCACCUCCGUCUGUAUCGCCACGGUGAUGGGCCUGAUGGGCACGCGACUGCGCCUCCGCCUGGACGGCAGCGACAACACCAACGACUUCUGGCGCCUGGUGGACUCGUCCGAGAUCCAGCCUGUGGGCACGUGCGAGAGGAGUGGAGAUAUGCUGCAGCCACCACUAGGAUUCAGAAUGAAUGCCUCCUCAUGGCCCAUGUUUCUGUUGAGGACCUUGAGUGGUGCAGAGAUCGCCCCGGCCAGCGCUUUUAAGAAGGAGCCCACAAAGCCUCUCCAGAACCACUUCAGGCCGGGCAUGAAGCUGGAGGCGGUGGACAGGAAGAACCCCUACCUGAUCUGCCCCGCCACCAUCGGGGAGGUGAAGGCCGACGAGAUCUUUGUCACGUUCGACGGCUGGAGGGGCGCCUUCGACUACUGGUGCAAGUUCUACUCGCGAGACAUUUUCCCCGUGGGAUGGUGCUCCCUCACCAGACACAGCCUGCAGCCGCCCGGCAACAGCUUCACCAAGAACAUCAUCCCUGCUGUGAUUCCCUCCAAGGCGUCCUCUCGGCGCUCCGUCAUGCAGUCCCCGUACCGUCUGCCGCACCCGCUGCCCCCCCUGCCCGUCCGGAAGGGGGUGAGGGGCCGGCGCCCCAAGAGCCAGACCAUCGCCAUGCUUAAAGCGGCCGCAGAGGUAGCGGCGGCGGCGGCAGCAGCAGCAGCAGCCGGCGGGCACAGCGGACCGGGUACAGACGUGGGCAGUAACGGCACUGCUGCUUUGCAGAUGACGCCACGAAUCUACAAGAAGAGGGGGCCCAAACCUGGCAGCAAGAGGAAACCUCGCGUCGUGCCGUCUCUGGCCAGCUCAGGCUUGUCCAACCUGACCUCUGAGCACAGACUGUCUGCCAUGCAGACGACCAAGGACGGCUCCAGCAAUCCCCUCUCAACAGUGUGCGUGUACGUGAACAAGCACGGCAACUGCGGGCCGCAUCUGGAUCGUAAGCUGGUUCUGCAGCUCCCGGACCACUUUGGGCCUGGCCCAGUCAACAAGGUGCUCCAGUACUCGGUGCAGGCCUGUGUGGACUGCGCGUACCAGCCCAAAUUGCUCUACUCCUUCCUGCAGUCGCAGUCCGAUGGCGGGGAAAUUAUCAGAGUGCGGUCGGACGGGGGUACGAGCUACGUGAAGCUCCCCUCGGCGUCAAGCGCCUCCUUCGUUCUGCGCUUCCUGGAGACGCUGUGCCACCACCUGCAGUGCGACAGCCUCUUCAGCAGCCAGCCCUUCAGCCCCUUCUCCAGCGCCUCCUCGCCCGCGCACACGCACUGCGCCUACGACCGCAAGACAGUCAAAGAGGAGACCACGGACGCCUUAUCUCUAGCCAGGGGCCUACAGCGCUUCCCCAGUGAGUCCAACUCCUACUGCCCCGAGCCCCUGCCCACUAAACUCCAGGCCUCAGAAGAGACGCUAGCCAACGGUGAGAACGGCUCCACCCCGGACCACCAGUCCCCCGGCUACUCCCUGGAGUCCACGCCCAACGUCAUGUCCCCUCGGCCCCACGCUCUGCGCAGCUCCUCGGAGUACCGGCCUCCGUCUGCAGCGGGCGCCGUGUACUCGUCCCCCGGCACGCCGUCCGUCUUGCGCCGUCUCUCCUCCAACACGCCCGCCACGCGCAUGCACAGACAAGUGGAAGGUACGCAGACAGCCAGCUCCACUACGGGUCCUGAGCACCAGAAGAUGGAGCAUGACUCUGGCAGUGGCAGCGGCGGCGGUGGCGCGUGGUCCCCUAGUGCCAACCCCUCCUCCUGGAGCAUAGAGGACGUCAUGCAGUUCGUCCGCGACGCUGACCCCCAAGCCUUGGCUCCCCACGCCGAACUCUUCAGAAAACAUGAGAUCGACGGGAAAGCCCUGCUGCUCCUGCGCAGCGACAUGAUUAUGAAGUACAUGGGCCUCAAACUGGGGCCCGCCCUCAAGCUGUGCCACCAUAUAGAGAAACUCAAGCAGACCAAGCCCUAGGCGGACAUCAUACCACACACAAACACAAACUACAAAACAUGCCCAGAGAUCAUUUUUUGGGGGUUUAUGGAGCAUUGACAUCCAAGAGGAACAACACACACACGCAAACGUAUACACGUUCAUGCACACAGUCUAAAAAAAAAAAAAAACAUGUCCUGUGCUCAUUUUUCUGGAUAUGUAACUUUUGACAUCCAAGAGGAUCGUAUACCAGCUGGGACUUUGGAUUGAACACCAUAUAUAUCUCCUGCCAAGCGUCUUCUACUUUUAUUUUUUCAAUUCUUUUUGUCAAGGUCCAGGCCAUCUUUAUGUUCUUCCGGUGACUGCAGAGAGACCAUGUUACCUCAUACUAUCACUCAAGCACACAAACAAGAAAUCGGGAGACAGGUGACAUGAAGCAGAGUAAGCUGAAACCCAAAGAAUACUCUCAUAUUUCUAGACUGGCAUGUUUUAUGCAUACAGCCUUCUGCUGUAUGUAUGUAUAAAACAUAAUUUCAAUUAUUUUUCAAUUUGAGUUAACAUGUACUUUCAAAACAUUGUUUAAGGUAAAAAAAACAAUUUGAGUUACCUACAAUGACUCCUUUCCAUAUAUUAUUGAGGGAAAUAACAGACCAUUUUUGGCAAGUGUUUACUCUGAAUCACAGGGUAUUUAAUUGCAUCGAUUUGUGGAGUCAAAACGAAGCAGGCUUCUGUUCGGAGCAGCUGCUGUUUUCCAAAGUGAUCAGUUUUGUUUGCUGAAAUCCAGCAUGGAUAAGGGUUAUAGUAUACUAUAUGGGGUUUCUGAAGGUGCUUACUUGGUUAAUUGAUUGCAUGUCAAAAAAUGUGAGUCUAUAGAGGAAGAUAUCUGUAGCCUACACAGACUCUAGUCUGUUUUUGUUUUCAUGGUAAGCUUUUUCUGCUGCUGCUGCUGCUGCUGCUGGGCAUUGACUGGAAACAUCUAUUAAAGAUCAAUGCAAAUCCAUAGGUUGU